AUGGAUUCUUCUCUUUCACGGGAUAUAUACAUUCCGGAGCAAUGGUCAGAGGCUGCAGAGUCCAUUGCUUACAGUUCAACACCUCCUAUUGCUCUUAUAUGUGGUGCCAAGAAUUGUGGAAAGACAACCUUUUCCCGCCAUCUCCUAAAUAUCCUCUUGCACAAAUACGCCAAAGUAGCUUAUUUGGAUACUGAUGUUGGUCAACCUGAGUUUGCUCCUCCUGGUUUUCUAUCAUUAACCAUUGUUCAUAAAGUAACUCCAGAUUUGACAGUUCCAUGCCUGAAAACACCAGAGAGGUGUCUUUUCUUUGGUGACGUUUCUUGUAAGAGAGAUCCAUCAACAUACUUAAGUUAUGUAUUUGCCAUUUAUGAUUAUUUCCAAAAGGAGUAUUGCAUCACUAAAAAGGGAGAAAAUCCUUCUAAUAUCAAGUUGCCACUUAUUGUGAAUACUCCUGGCUGGGUGAAAGGUGUUGGUUAUGAUGUAUUAGUGGACAUGUUGAAAUAUAUUUCUCCAACACAUGUAGUUAAGAUAAGCAUAUCCAGUGAAAAUAAGAAUCUACCUGCUGGAGAAUUCUGGUUAGAUGAAGAACAUGAUGAAACAAUUAAUCUGAUUGAGAUAAAUUCAGCUCGUCGGGAUUCAUUAAAUAGAUCGAUACUCUUUCAGAAGGAUGCACGACCCUUACGUGAUUUACGAAUUAUGGCUUACUUCAAACAGUGCUUUUCUAAUGAUUCAAAUAUUUCUACGAUCAAGGAACUUGCACAUGCCUUGGCCUCUCACUGUCCUUAUGAAGUUCCCAUUGCAAGCAUAAACAUUCGACAUCUUCAUUGUGAGGUCCCAAGCUCUGAACUAUUCUUCAGUUUGAAUGCUACCAUCGUUGGCUUAGCUGUUGAUUCUGAAGGACCUGAUAAUUUACCUUGGUGUCUGGGCCUUGGGAUUGUGAGGGGCGUUGACACAGUAAAAGGUGUCCUCCAUGUCAUUACUCCUGUGCCACAUAGUUCCUUGGAAAAAGUCAACCUCUUGCUACAGGGUUAUAUCCAAAUUCCCUCUUGUUUGUUGCAGGUUCAGGGAUGCAUCUCACCAUACAUGUCAGCAAAUACGUUGGCUAUAAACUAG
Sphenostylis stenocarpa is the source of this 1113-nucleotide messenger RNA. NCBI's taxonomy places the organism in Eukaryota, Viridiplantae, Streptophyta, Magnoliopsida, Fabales, Fabaceae. The record is from the annotation of a GenBank genome assembly.